Messenger RNA from Cylicocyclus nassatus, 1298 nucleotides. The record is from the annotation of a GenBank genome assembly. NCBI's taxonomy places the organism in Eukaryota, Metazoa, Nematoda, Chromadorea, Rhabditida, Strongylidae.
CAGCAAACAUAUCAAGUGUUUUUGUGCGAUGAUGAUAAUCGUUGCGAAGGUAAUUUUGUAGCAAAUGUCACGGCCGCCGGAUAUCAAAGAUUUGUUUUAUCUUGAGCGCAUCCCCUCAUCACUCACUAAGCUAUUGUUAUUAGUUUACUUCCCGAUAGGUUGUGCUGUUCUUAUACUUCGGCUAUUUAUUGGAUUUCACACUUUCUUCAUUGCAUGUCUGCUGAGAAAGUCUACUUCCGCUCGCUCUGCUGUUCUACGAGUGAUGUGUGCUGUGUUGGGAAUUGUUGUCCGCAGUGAUGGUAAAAGAUCGUCUCAAGUUAAGAUGAUGUGUGCAAAUCAUAUAACUACCUUGGAUCAUCUGGCUGUAGAUCUUGUUGAACCUUGCAUUUUGCCAUCUGUAUGGGAUGUUCCUGCUCUCAUAAGAUGGUGCUUUGGAUACGUGGAUCUGGGAGCCCGUACCAGCCGCUCGGAACUCAUUCGUCGUGCACGUCUUCAUGUGGAAACGGAAACGCUUCCUCUCUUAGCUUUUCCAGAAGGCGCGUCUACCAGUGGACAUGUUGGAUUGUUGAAGUUCAGCCCGUGGCCAUGCGAGGUGUCCGAUAAAGUUCAGCCAGUGGUGAUUCAACUCUAUCGUCCUAUCUUUAAUGUAUCGCCCUCUGUGCUUGGUUCUUCAUGGAUAGCCGAUGUUCUCUGGUUCCUUUUCCUUCCCUUUAGCGUUUAUCAUCUCAAGUGGCUUGAUGUUCUACGAAAGGAAGAACAGGAAUCAGCAGAAGACUUCUGUAAUCGUCUAGAAAGUAACAUUGCUGAACACAUGGGUUUGAAAACGACAAAUUUCACCCAUGCUGAUGCCAACGAAGCUGCGAAAAGACAUUUGCAUGCGAGAACGGUUGCGGCUCCAGUAAAAAAGAUGAUCGAUACACGUAUGCUUGACGACGUUGCCAUGCGUAUCAAACAGUCUUACCCAUCAUCAUCGCUUCUAGACAUACGAAUGGAGUUAGAGCGCACAAGAGACCAACAGUCCACCGUCGAAAAAAUCAAGUCAGGCCAGCUUCAAGUCUUUCCUCGCAUAAUGGGAAAGGUCCCAUCAGAUCCAUCCCAAUGGAAGCGAUUAUUCACAGAAAGGAAGUGGACAUUGAUCGAGGAUAACCGUAAACGCUAUCUCACGAGAUUGAAUAAGCUUAUAGGCGCUGGUGACCAAUAGCCAGACUAGAAACUACUCUUGCUGAAGUACCAGUGAACGUGUAGAAAUGGUUCUCAUAUUGAUCGUUACUAUUGUUCUCAAAUACGUUGCUGUGACU